Molecule: messenger RNA, 2766 nt
Organism: Knipowitschia caucasica
Lineage: Eukaryota; Metazoa; Chordata; Actinopteri; Gobiiformes; Gobiidae
Source: the annotation of a GenBank genome assembly
AUGGCAUCCUUCAAGGAGAUGGACAAGAUUUGCUGCAACCUUGAGAAAUCUUCAGUUUUUCACGACAGCACACAACAGACUUUCAAAAUGAAAUUGCUGGUGAUUGCGUGCUUGCUGGUCAUCGCCAGAGCUGCUCCAGUUCCAGGGAGUGAAAGUAAUGAGCAGGUAGCAGCUCAUGCUAAUGAAGCUCUGCGCUGGAUGGAGAUGUAUAGGAUGUACCAACAACAGGGACUGGUGAACCCCUUCCUUCCCGCUGAUGCACCUGCUGACCCAGCAGCGGCCACUGCACCUCUUGUACAGGUGGACGCAGCCCCCGCCCCAGCUGCUGCUGCAGCCCUUGCUGAGGAAGCAUCAGAGGAAGAGGCAGAGGAGGGGGUCGCCCCUAAAGCUGCUGGUGCCGCCCCUGUGAACUCAGAUGAACAGGAGGAGAUGGAGGAGGCUGAGGCUGCAGAGGCUGCUGACCCCGCCCCUGCUGACCCCGCCCCUGCUGACCCCGCCGGUGCUGACCCCGCUCCUGCUGACCCCGCCCCUGCUGACCCUGCCCCUGCGGAUCCUGCUCCUCUUGAGCCGGUGGUCGUUGAUGCCCCAGUGGAGUUUGUCCCCGUGGAUGUGGCCCCUGUUGAUGUAGUCCCUGUUGAUGUGGCACCUGUUGAUGUAGUCCCUGUUGAUGUGGCACCUGUUGAUGUGGCACCUGUUGAUGUGGCCCCUGUUGAUGUAGUCCCUGAUAGAGCACCAAAUGGAUGUUGCUGUGCGAUACACAAGCUAACAAGAUCUGCUGUCAUGGCAACCCCAAGUCUGCUUCCCCCUCUGCUCGCCUCGACGCUCACCUCCGAUGAUGAAGAGUGCACCGAGGAUGAUGAUGAAUUAACGGCGUCUGCUUUCAACGGCGGCUCUCUCAACAUGAACAACUGCAACAGCAACGAGGAGGAGAAAAAGAAGAAAAGGAAAAAAGGCAAAAAAGACAAAAAAGAAAGAAAGGAACGAGAAAGGAAAGAGAAAGAGGAGAAUGAAGCCAAGGAGAAGGAGGCCAAAGAGAAGGAGGCAAAGGAGAAGGAGGCAAAAGAGAAAGAAAAGCAAAAAGAAAUGCCAAAAGAACUGUUUGUCAUAAAUCCAGCUGGAAACCUGUAUUACAACUGGCUUUUUAUUAUCACCAUUCCAGUCAUGUACAACUGGACCAUGAUUAUAGCAAGGGCCUGCUUUGAAGAGCUACAACAUAACUACAUUGGGUACUGGGUUUUAUUGGACUACAGCUCAGAUCUCAUCUACCUUGCCGAUAUGUUCUUUAGGAGCAGAACAGGUUAUCUUGAACAAGGCCUGCUGGUGAAAGACAAGCAGAUGCUGAAAGAUCGCUACAUCUCCAGUUUCCAGUUCCGUCUGGAUGUGAUCUCCAUGCUGCCCACUGACGUAUUCUAUCUGUACUUUGGAAUAGACUACCCAGAGAUCCGGAUUAACAAGCUGCUGAGAAUAGGCCGGAUGCUGGAGUUCUUCACCAAGACUGAAACAAAGACUAACUAUCCAAACAUCUUUCGCAUCGGAAACCUCAUCAUGUACAUUCUGAUUAUUAUCCACUGGAACGCAUGCCUCUACUUCUCCUUCUCCAAGUACAUAGGGUUUGGAGCGGAUGACUGGGUCUAUCCUGCUCUUGAUGACCCAGAGGAGCCAGCAUUUGGUCUGCCCAUGAGGAAGUAUGCUUUUAGUCUGUACUGGUCCACACUGACACUUACAACUAUUGGGGAGACUCCUCCGCCAGCUCUGGACUCCGAGUUCCUCUUUCAUGUGGCGGAUUUCUUGGUUGGAGUCCUCAUUUUUGCCACUAUAGUGGGUAACAUUGCUACGAUGAUUUCCAAUAUGAACGCAGCACAAGCCCAGUUCCAGUCCAGGAUAGACAACAUCAAGCACUACAUGCAGGCUCGAAAGGUCAGCAAAGAACUUGAAGACCGGGUCAUAAAAUGGUUUGACUACUUGUGGAACAAUGGUAAGGCCCAGGAUGAGCGAGAAGUUCUGCGCUACCUCCCAGACAAACUGAGAGCAGAGAUCGCCAUCCAAGUUCACAUGGACACGCUGAAGAAAGUUAGAAUAUUUGCAGACUGUGAGGCCGGUCUUCUGAUCGAGCUGGUUCUCAAACUGCGACCCCAAGUGUUUAGCCCGGGUGACUACAUCUGCAAGAAGGGCGACAUUGGGCGCGAAAUGUAUAUCAUAAAAGACGGCAAACUUGCAGUUGUAGCCGAUGAUGGCGUCACGCAAUUUGUCGUAUUGGGAAGUGGCAGCUACUUUGGCGAAAUUAGUAUUCUCAACAUCAAAGGCAGCAAAGCCGGAAACAGACGAACGGCGAACAUCCGAAGUAUUGGUUACUCUGAUCUUUUCUGCCUAUCCAAAGAUGACCUAAUGGAAUCCUUGACAGAGUACCCAGAUGCCAAGGCAAUGCUGGAGGAAAAGGGGCGCCAGAUCCUCUUGAAAGACAACCUCAUAGAUCUGGACCCUGCAAACAUCCAGCCAGAAGUAAAAGAGCUCGAGGAAAAAGUUAACAAGCUGUAUAGCACAAUGGAUCUGAUGCAGGUCAAGAUAAAGAAGAUACUUGUGAAAUAUGAGUCCACAGAAACGACUCUCCAACUCCGUCUUUCGGACUUGGAGCGGAUGACAGGAGAGGAGCCGGUGGAAGAGGAAGAAUCUAAAAAAGGAGAGGAGUCAAAAGAACAAAUAAAGGUGGAUGAGGCUAAGGACACGGAGCAAACAGGGCAGAAAACUGAAACCAAAGAUGAAAAGUAA